AUGGAUCAAGGAGGUCGUAGCAAUGGAGGAGGAGCCGAGCAAGUGAAGUUCCGUGGAGUAAGGAGACGGCCUUGGGGAAAAUACGCAGCGGAAAUAAGAGAUUCGAGGAAGCACGGAGAGCGUGUGUGGUUAGGGACAUUUGACACUGCAGAAGACGCAGCUCGAGCCUAUGAUCGAGCGGCCUAUUCAAUGAGAGGCCAAGCCGCCAUUCUCAACUUCCCUCAUGAGUACAACAUGGGAGCCGGAUCCUCUACCACCGCGGCUAACACUUCUUCCUCUUCUAGUCAAGUUUUUGAGUUUGAGUACUUGGACGAUAGUGUUUUGGAUGAGCUUCUUGAAUAUGGGGAGAACUAUAAUAAGACUCACAAUAUCAACAAUGGUAAGAGGCAAUAA
Molecule: messenger RNA, 393 nt
Organism: Capsella rubella
Lineage: Eukaryota; Viridiplantae; Streptophyta; Magnoliopsida; Brassicales; Brassicaceae
Product: ethylene-responsive transcription factor 14
Exons: 1
Coding region: 1-393 (130 amino acids)
Biological process (GO): ethylene-activated signaling pathway; regulation of DNA-templated transcription
Molecular function (GO): DNA binding; DNA-binding transcription factor activity
Source: RefSeq, a predicted model, not a curated record